Molecule: messenger RNA, 1215 nt
Organism: Thermothielavioides terrestris NRRL 8126
Lineage: Eukaryota; Fungi; Ascomycota; Sordariomycetes; Sordariales; Chaetomiaceae
Exons: 1
Coding region: 1-1215 (404 amino acids)
Biological process (GO): GDP-mannose biosynthetic process; carbohydrate metabolic process
Cellular component (GO): cytosol
Molecular function (GO): zinc ion binding; mannose-6-phosphate isomerase activity
Source: RefSeq, a predicted model, not a curated record
AUGUCUCGCCGCGUUUUUCAGCUCAAGGGCAGCUGCAAUAACUACCCCUGGGGAAAGAAGGGGCAGCAAUCUCUAGCGGCCCGGUUGUGCAAGAAGACGGAUAAGGACUUCGAGAUCAAGGACGAUGAGCCCUACUCGGAGAUGUGGUUCGGGGACUACCCCGGCUACCCAGCUCGCGUGUUGAAGACCGGCGAGCUGCUCAAAGACGUGCUCGAGAAGAACAAGGAAACGCUGCUGGGCAGGAAGGUCAUUGAGAAACUGGGCGGCCAGCUACCCUUCCUCCCAAAAAUACUCUCCAUCGCCAAGGCCCUCCCACUGCAGAUCCACCCCAACAAGGAGCUUGCCGCCAAGCUACACGCCAGAGACCCGGACAACUUCCCCGAUCCGAACCACAAACCCGAAAUCGCCCUCGCCCUGAGCGAGUUCGAAGUCUUCGCCGGCUUCAAGCCGCUAGCUGAAAUCGAGCCCCUCUUCCAGCUCCCCGCGCUCCGCCCCUUCGUGCCGGCCGACACCACCCACUGGACCGACGCCACGCUCCGCGAGGUCACCCGCAACCUGCUCAAAGCCGACGCCCACACAGCCACGCACGUUUCCGACUCGCUCCUCACCACCCCGGCCACCGACCUCGACGACGCCGCGGGCACCAUCCCUACGCUCCUGCCGCGCCUGCGCGCGCAGUACGGGCCCGCAGACCCCGGCGCGCUCGUCGCGCUGACGUGCAUGAACUUCCUGGUCCUGGCUCCCGGCGAGGCGCUGUUCGUGCCCGCCGACGGCAUGCACGCGUACCUUAGCGGCGACGUCGUCGAGUGCAUGGCGCGCAGCAACAACGUGCUCAACGCCGGGUUCUGCCCGGCCGCAGAGCGCGGCAGCAUCGAUCUGUUCGCCGACGCGCUCAGCUUCCGCGCGCACGGGAGGGACGAUGUGAUGCUGCCUGCUAAGCCGACCGGGAAGAGCAGGACGGGACGGACAAGGGUGUAUGCGCCGCCCAUGAGCGAGUUUGAUAUGCUCCGGGCGGAGUUAAGGGCCGGGGAGGAGGAUGAGGUGGCCGAGAGUGACGGGCCGGCGGUGUUGAUUGUUACGCGGGGGACCGGGACGAUGGAGGCGGAUGGGCGGACGGUGGAGUUGGGUGAGGGCGCGAUUUGGUUUGUUGCGCCGGGUGUCAAGGUGCGAUGGGCAACGGAGAAGGGAAUGGAGGUUCAUAUGGCGGUUGUGUAA